AUGGCUCAUCAAUCAACAACUACUAUGGUGGAUUUCUAUGUGAUUCAACUCAACCAAUUGGUGGUCUAUUAUUUACAAUUUCAAGCUUUGGAACUAGUUUAUUUGGUGGUUCAAACAUAA
Dictyostelium discoideum AX4 is the source of this 120-nucleotide messenger RNA. RefSeq lists its product as hypothetical. The record is from RefSeq and is a predicted model, not a curated record. The coding region runs from base 1 to 120 and encodes 39 amino acids. Lineage: Eukaryota; Evosea; Eumycetozoa; Dictyosteliales; Dictyosteliaceae. The transcript has a single exon.